Messenger RNA from Funneliformis caledonium, 306 nucleotides. NCBI's taxonomy places the organism in Eukaryota, Fungi, Glomeromycota, Glomeromycetes, Glomerales, Glomeraceae. The record is from the annotation of a GenBank genome assembly.
UUAGAAUGUAAAACAGAUAUUCUAGAUUACAAUCAUCAAUUCGAAGAACAUAUUUUAGCUUCUAAACAAAAUAUAGACAAAGAGGCUAAAAUAGAACGCGAAAUGUUGCUUGAUCGUGGUGAUGAUCAUAAUUUAAAAGCAUUUAAAAUGAGAAGGCGUAAUCUAACGUUAGUUGAAUCAUUACGUCGAACGACUCAAUUGAUGCAACAAGAGAUUGAACAAAGUGCUUAUUUAGCAAAAGUACUUGACGAAUCAUCUCGUACGUUAAAGACAACUUUUAAUGAAUACCAAGGAUUUUCUUCAGUA